Molecule: messenger RNA, 1440 nt
Organism: Cydia amplana
Lineage: Eukaryota; Metazoa; Arthropoda; Insecta; Lepidoptera; Tortricidae
Exons: 1
Coding region: 99-1355 (418 amino acids)
Source: RefSeq, a predicted model, not a curated record
AUUUGUGUAGUCGCUAGUCAGCUACUAACUUCAGUGCGGUGCGCUUGAGCGCAGGCGGAUUUGUGAAGGCAUUGUGCAAUAAUAAAACGUAUAACGCCAUGUUUCGUUACUCGAUUGUGUUUCUUUGUGCGAUAUUAGUGCUAACUAAUGUAGAGUUUAUACAAGCUGGAAGAUUCGGCAGCGGGGGCGGGAGCAGAUCGGGCGGAUUCUCAGGCGGCGGAAGACAUUCCUAUCCUAGUUCUGGUGGUCUCUCCGGUGGUGGUGGUGGGGGCCGCCAUAACUAUCCAUCUUCUGGUGGAUUAAGUGGAAACAGCGGUGGUAGUCACAGCUAUCCAAGCGGCGGAGGAAGCCACAGUUAUCCAAACAGCGGUGGAAGUCACUCUUAUCCCAGUGGCGGUGGACAUAAAUACCCACCAUCAACGGGUAACUCGGGAAGUCACGCUUAUCCUAACUCUGGUCCAGGCCUGUCUGGCUCAAAUAACCACGGGUACAACAACAGAGGUGGCUCGAGCGGUGGCACUACAAACAUUCAUCAUCACUACCAUUACAAUCCUCCUCAGCAAAUACACUACGCAUCGCCUCAUGGCGGUCCGCCGAUGAGCUACCCCGUGUAUCGCGGGACUCCCCCUACCUACGUGUACCAGUACAAAGAUUCCGGCAGCAAAUACAGUUCUUUGUUGGCUGGACUGGCAUUGUUCAACCUUGGAGCCCUCGCUGGCGGCGUUGCCGGCUACGGCAUAGGACAUCAUUCAUCCUCAAACAACAACAACAACUACCAAAGUUACAAAGCACAACCCGGCGAAGUAUGUUUAUUCGGCAUCAAGAAAGAUAACGGAGACUUCGAAGAAACCAGGAUAGACUGUCAGCUGAUAAGUAGCUUUAUUUACGCCGAACAGGCCAAACAACAACAGCCACAGAAUUCUCAGAACCAAACCACCGUGACGACUACCGUGACGAAUACGACCAUCGUUAAUGCGACCAACCCUCAAGAUACGCCUUCUUACGUAUUGUCGCCAAACGGUACUCUGGUGACGCCCGGAGCGGCGCCAGAUGCUGGCAACGUGACUAAUGGGGCUCCAGCCACCGGUGGAACUGUGACGUCAUCCGUGAUCACGACGACCACCAACACGACGGUCGUCAACGCUGUGGACGUGAAGGGAGCCCCGAUCCAAGUCACACCUGGAAUGCAGUGUUACGUUAUGAGGAAAACACCUAGUUCUAGAAUGAAGCAUGAAGUGCCAUGUGGCCUUCUACAGACUUACGCAGAUAAAUCAAUAAAACGUAAUUCAGCUGCUCGAAAUGUACCAGCAUUUACUAUUUUAGCUGUAAUGUGUGCUGUGUUUGUCGCAUAUUAAUUUUAAAGAUCUGAUUUGAAUUUGUUACUUCUCUAUUUGAUACAUUUUAUACAAGUGCGCAAUGCCAAACAAAAAAUAAUAAUUA